Messenger RNA from Ornithorhynchus anatinus (platypus), 1957 nucleotides. RefSeq names its product cysteine and histidine rich 1 (gene ZFTRAF1). The transcript is spliced from 3 exons. Gene Ontology annotation, cellular component: nucleus. Gene Ontology annotation, molecular function: zinc ion binding. NCBI's taxonomy places the organism in Eukaryota, Metazoa, Chordata, Mammalia, Monotremata, Ornithorhynchidae. The coding region runs from base 152 to 880 and encodes 242 amino acids. The record is from RefSeq and is a predicted model, not a curated record.
CGGGCGCAGGGGAAUGACGAGGGAGGGGCUGGGAAUUUGAGGCAGGAGGAGGAGGAAGGAGGGAACUGCGGAGAGACCGGGACGCUCGGACCGGGAAGGAGGGCAGUCCUGGGGAAGAGGGCGAGGGCUGGCUCCUGGGCCGGGGAUAAUAAUGAUAAUAAUAAUGAUGAUGAUGAUGAUGAUGGUAUUUGUUAAGGGAUGGAGCCCGGGGGAAGGAACCGGAGAGGAGGGCCAGGAGCUGGAGGAGCUGGGAUGGGCAACGGUCCUGCAAGGUCCGUCGGAGUUGCCUUCCAUGGCGGACAAGCUGGCGGAGUGGAGCCCCGUGGUCUCCAACGUCCUCCUCUGUGCGGUUUCCCUGAGCUCUGCUAUUCAGACUGCCCAGGUGAACCGUGGGGUGGCUGCCGGCUUCCUGCUCCAGGCGCUGGCCGCCGGGCUGGUGGCCGCGUCGACGCUCUCCCCGGGGCUCUGGCCGGAUGUCGAUCCACAGGCGGGCGCUUGGGUGGCCACGGUCAUCGGCUUCCCCCUCCUGGCCUUCGGCUUCCACUGGGUCAACGGAGACCGUUCCACCGCCAACCUGCUGCUCGGGGGCGGGAUGGUGCUGGCGGCCAGCGGGGACCACUUCAGCCCCGAGAGUCGGGCCGUAGUGGCCCAAUCCGUGGCGCUGGUGGCCUCCGUCACCAUCCUGAUCGUGUCCGUCUUCACCGCUAACGCCUACGGGGUGGUCGGCAGCGUGGCCAUGGGAGCGUCUGGCCUGAUGGCCCGGCUGGAGGGAGGACGCCUGCUGGGGAUCAGGAAGGAGAAUGUGAUUUGCUGGGUACUGGCCCUGGGCAGCUGGGCGUACCGCUGGGCUCUGCAGAUGCAGCACCAGGAGCUGGACUGAGCGGGGACCGGCCGGUGGCCAGGACGCCCGGCUCGCCCCUCGUGGCUGCCCUGCGGUCGGACGGACACCUGGGGCCCUUCGGAGAAACCGCCGUGGGGCGGGAUCGGGUCAGGCGGAGCCCGGGCCAAAAGGGAGGCGGUUGGGCAAGUGUCCGGCACAUAAGGCCUUGGGGAACAGUCGAGGCUGCCCUCUUCCGCAGAGGCACGUGGCCGCCUCUCUGGGACCUGGAAGCCUUGGCUCAAUCCAGGUGGAAGAGCUCCCUCGGAAACCGGAAUGCUGGCUGGGAUUCGGACUGUCUCGGGGGGCGGAGAGGUGGACUGAGAAAAUCGCGGCGUGGCACCUCAUUUGCAAUUCCCAGCUGGAUCGGGGCUGCCAAGCGGUCGCCCACCAGGGAGGGAGUUCUGUCCGGGCCCAUUCUUCCUUUGUCCUUUCCCUUUCAGUCGAUUCAGCGGGAACUCCCCCAAUCCCCGUCUCCUUCCACCAGAGGACCUGUAAACUGGGUCAGGGACCUCUGUGGGGAGAGGGACAGGGCCUUCCCUUAAGGCACGGCCUCGGGGGCUACCGUGAGACCCCCCCCCCCCCCAUCGCCUUUUUCUCUCCUUCCCGCUGUUGCUCUGAGCCGAGGAUCUCUCCCCAGGAAGAGCGGGGAGUGGCUGUAGGCAGCUGGGCCUCAGCUUCACUCCGGGGAGGCAGAGCCUAGCUCCCCUCCACCUCCCUCCCGUCCAUCCCGAGUGCGCUUUCUGGGGGUGACCGCGUUUCCUGGCUCCCUUCGGCCUCCGCUUGGCCCUGCCCAGCCUCUGCCUCCCUCCUGAAUUCAGUUCCCAGACCGGAUGAUCAGGUUUGUCCUCUUCCCCGCUCCCUGCCCCGAGAGGACUCUGGAGGAGGACUCUGAGAGAGGCCCUGCGUCAUCACCGUGACCUUGUAAUUACUCCUCUUCCUUUCUUCUCCUCCCUCUCCUUCUUUGUCCGGAGGCUGCCCCGUGCCCUUGCCUAGGCACACGGGCUGGCUAGGACCAGACUCCGGAUGGGAAAGACCCUGGGGCUCCAAAGGGCGUUUUAAUAAACCUCGGGAAUUCAA